AUGACAAGGACCAUUACUUCCAGAGAGAUAAGUGACACAAAAAAGCUGAUCGACGUCCUUGAGGAGGACAAGGAGCUGGAGAAGGAGGCGUGUGCUGUCCUGGGCAGCAGCGACUCCGAGAAAUGCUCCUACUCGCAGGGCUCAGCAAAGAGGCAAGCACUACAGGCCUGUAGCAUCCCAGAGGGAGAAGAACCAGCAGGAAUUUGUUUAGCUUGCAGUUACGAAUGUCAUGGAAGACACAAACUAUUUGAGCUAUACACAAAAAGAAAUUUUCGUUGUGAUUGUGGAAACAGCAAGUUUAAGAAUUUGGAAUGCAAAUUAUUUCCUGACAAAGCAAAGGUAAAUUCUGGCAAUAAGUAUAAUGAUAACUUUUUUGGAUUGUACUGCAUUUGCAAGAGACCUUAAUAUCCCGAAGACGAGAUUCCAGAUGAGAUGAUCCAGUGUGUAGUCUGUGAAGAAUGGUUCCACAGAAGGCAUCUUGGUGCCGUUCCCCCUGAGAGUGGGGAUUUUCAAGAGAUGGUAUGCCAGGACUGCAUGAAACGUUGUUCUUUCUUGUGGGCUUAUGCUGCACAAUUGGCAGUAGUCAAACUAUCCACUGAGGAUGAUGGAUUGGCAUGGAAUAUUGGUGGAAUAGGUGAUCAGGAAGUUAUUAAACCCAAAAAUGGAGAGCAUCAAGAUAGUACCCUCAAAGAGGAUGUUCCAGAACAGGGAAGGGAUGUCCAGGAGCUUAAAGCAGAGAACAGUGAACCAUGUGCUAGCUCUAGUUCUGAAUCUGAUCUCCAGACAGUGUUUAAGAAUGAAAGCCUCAAUGCAGAAUCAAAAUCUGGCUGCAAACUUCAGGAGCUUAAAGCUAAGCAGUUUAUAAAAAAAGACACUGCCACCUAUUGGCCCCUGAACUGGCAUAGCAAGUUGUGCACCUGCCAAGACUAUAUGAAAAUGUAUGGAGAUCUAGAUGUCUUGUUCCUGACAGAUGAAUAUGACACAGUUCUGGCUUAUGAAAACAAAGGCAAGAUUGAGCAGGCCACUGAUAGGAGAGAUCCUCUAAUGGACACGCUUAGCAGCGUGAACAGAGUCCAGCAAGUGGAAUUCAUUUGUGAAUACAAUGAUUUGAAGACUGAACUUAAAGACUAUCUCAAGAGAUUUGCUGACGAAGGCACCGUUGUUAAGAGAGAGGACAUUCAGCAAUUCUUUGAAGAGUUUCAGUCAAAAAAGAGAAGAGUGGAAGGGAUGCAGUGUUACUGCAACUAGAGUGGAGAGUGAGGCUUUCUCAUUCAGGCCAAUGAAAAUGCCGCUUCCUAUUCUUGGAAUAAUAAAAGAGGUGUGGUUCGCAUUUGGCCCCCUUUCCGUCCUCUGUCUGGAGAGGCCUCACACUCCCUUCGUUCUCCUUAGCUGCAGUAGCCACAGUGUGGAUGCUGACUUCUCAGCCAGCAUCCUUUGUGACAUAGCUAAUGCAGCUCAUUCCAGAGACUUCUCCAGUAUACACCUACUCCAGUGCACCCAGGGUUAUUUGCAUAUGUUUUUAAAAGUUUGAUUUGGUUUUGAGAAAGCAAAUUGGUUUCUUGUUUAAUGAUCUGUUAUUUCACUCCCAGAUGUGUGUGUUUUGCCACAGAGCUUUUGCCUUCUAGGACCUCCUCUGCAGGCAUCAUAGAAGGCUCUCUUCCUGUCACCUAGAACCUAAACAGGUCACCUCACCCCUAUGAUCGUGGUGCCUUGGGUCAAAGCUUCCUCACACCUGGUCUGCUCCUUCUUUCACAUCCCUGCUUUCUGAGGUUUGGUCAUAGCUUAGAAAGGAUCUUAGAACUUGUUUUCUCUGGGCCCAGCCUCCAGAGUAACCAGAACUGAUGGUUUUCUGGUCUGAAUGUUCGUCACAGGUGGGAAAUUAAUGGAUGACAGUGUUGAGGAAGCAAACCUUUGUUACGAAUUUUACUAAUACAUUUAAAGUGAAAUUUUCUUUGAUGAUUCCACUGGCACUAGAAUUAGAAUUUCAGUACUGUAGCGCUCACAGGGCUUCCUGGAGAACAUUUGCCAGUAUACUAGUCCCUUUUCUGCUGCCUAGAAAACAGACCGGGUCUCACCCCUGUGAAAUCUUGGUGGUUUUUGAAGUCCUCUGGAUUUCUUGAUAUUAUCAGGGAUAUUCAUAAGCAUAUAUCAAAAAUGGACCUAUUUUGAUAUUCUGUUAUGAAAAUGUUAUUAGAACUUCAAUAAAUUAUUAUUUUUUCCCCUUGAA
This is a messenger RNA of Cebus imitator (Panamanian white-faced capuchin), 2227 nucleotides long. Its product is annotated as putative E3 ubiquitin-protein ligase UBR7. Gene Ontology annotation, molecular function: ubiquitin protein ligase activity; zinc ion binding. Gene Ontology annotation, cellular component: cytoplasm. The record is from RefSeq and is a predicted model, not a curated record. NCBI's taxonomy places the organism in Eukaryota, Metazoa, Chordata, Mammalia, Primates, Cebidae.